Acipenser ruthenus (sterlet) is the source of this 4823-nucleotide messenger RNA. Its product is annotated as rab3 GTPase-activating protein catalytic subunit-like. Gene Ontology annotation, biological process: positive regulation of GTPase activity. Gene Ontology annotation, molecular function: GTPase activator activity. Lineage: Eukaryota; Metazoa; Chordata; Actinopteri; Acipenseriformes; Acipenseridae. The coding region runs from base 337 to 3348 and encodes 1003 amino acids. The transcript has 25 exons. The record is from RefSeq and is a predicted model, not a curated record.
GGAGCAGUUCUGUACAGCAGUACCGAUGUUUAAUUUUAUUAGGAUUGACACAUUUUCAUUUCAAUUAUUUUUUUCUAAUUGCAUGUUGGGCACUAUCAACAUUUACCUUUUACAUAAGCUGUACUUUAUCUGUUUAAGGUAAGUAGCAAGGGAACGUACAGCAUUUGUGUGUCACAUAGAUUCAUAAGAUAACUGUUUUCUGAGCAAAUUUAGCGUUUUAUUUCCACUGCUUUGAACAAACAGUGUUUUCUUUCCGUACGGUCGCUACUUGUGUAUAAAACACUCAAAUAGUUUCGAGAUGUCCCAUUUGUAGCAGGACAUUUUUCCCAUAAUACAAUGCAGGCAAACAAAUAUAGAUUGAAGAUGGCGGCUGACAGUGACCCCGAGUCGGACGUGUUUGAAAUCACGGACUUCACCACCGCCUCGGGAUGGGAAAGGUUUGUUUCAAAGGUAGAGGAAGUGCUGAAUGAUUGGAAACUGAUUGGAAGUAGCGUGCACAAACCUCUGGAGAAGGGCGAAUAUAACAGUGGCACCUGGGAAGAAAAGACAGAAGAAAUUUCCUUUGCAGACUACAAAUUCACAGUAACGCAUCACUAUUUAAAAGAAGAGUCACCCGACGGGGAAGAAAAAGAGGAACCAGAGGAAGAUGCAUUCCCUGCAGCUAUGCAAGAUUUGCUGUGCAUGAACAAUGAUUUUCCACCCAGAGCUCACUGUUUAGUCAGAUGGUAUGGGGUGCGUGAGUUUGUUGUAAUUUCUCCAGGAGCCAACAAUGAUGCAAUCAUCAGUGAAUCAAAGUGUAAUCUGCUGUUAAGUUCUGUGUCAAUUGCCUUGGGGAACACAGGCAGCCAGGUACCACUGUUUGUACAAAUCCAGCAGAAGUGGCGACGGAUGUAUGCUGGUGAAUGUCAGGGUCCUGGGGUCCGCACUGACUUUGAAAUGGUCCACCUUCGCAAAGUGCCAAACCAGUACAAUCACCUGUCGGGACUGCUGGAUAUCUUCAAGUCAAAGAUCGGUUGCCCGUUGACUCCCAUACCCCCCAUCAAUAUAGCAAUCCGGUUCACAUACAUCCUUCAGGACUGGCAGCAAUAUUCCUGGCCCCAGCAACCUCCAGACUUUGAUGCACUUCUGGGAGGGGAAGUUGGAGGAGUGGAAUUUGGGAAGCUGCCAUUUGGAGCCUGUGAGGAUCCUAUUAGUGAACUUCACUUAGCCACAACUUGGCCUCACCUGACUGAAGGCAUUAUUGUUGAUAAUGACGUUUAUUCCGAUUUAGAUCCUGUUCAGGCUCCUCAUUGGUCGGUGAGAGUGAGAAAAGCAGAUAACCCUCAGUGCCUGUUGGGUGAUUUCCUUAGUGAAUUCUUUAAACUCUGUUGUCGGAAGGAGUCUACUGAGGAAAUUCUAGGAAGGUCACCUUUGGAGGAAGAGGGAAAAGAGAAUGCGGAUAUUAGUCAAGCCUUGUCCAAACUGACUGAGCCAACCACUGUUCCCAUUCAUAAACUGUCCGUGUCCAGCAUGGUUCACAGUGCACGGAAAAGGAUGCGCAGACAUCGGCGUGUGGAGGAGUCACCACUCAGUAACGAGGUCCUUAAUUCAAUUUUAUUGUACCUUUUCCCAGAUGCAGCUGAAAAACCAUCCAAUGGAUCUGAAGCAAAACCUGGUGCAUCUAAUGCAAACAGCCCACCUGAAAAAGAACCUGAGAACUAUAACCUGUACAACCAGUUCAAGUCCUCUCCUGCUGACAGUCUUACCUACAAACUGUCCCUCUGUCUCUGCAUGGUCAACUUCUAUCACGGAGGAGUUAAGGGGGUGGUACAGCUCUGGCAGGAGUUUGUGUUGGAAAUGCGUUACAGAUGGGAAAACAAUUAUCUCGUGCCAGGGUUAGCCAGUGGACCUCCUGAUCUAAGAUGCUGCUUAUUGCACCAGAAGCUGCAGAUGUUAAACUGUUGCAUUGAGAGGAAGAAAGCCAGAGACAAUGGGAAGAGACCAAGCCCCUUGGACAGUUCUGCUGGCAGUGCGGGAGAGAGGAAGGCGUCCGGCAGUGACAAUGGGAAGGCCGCACAGAAUUCCUCGGGGACUGAGGACCGGAGAGAGAGAGGAGAGGCCAACCAGGGGAAGUCCUGGGAAUCCUGGAGUGACAGUGAGGAAGAGUUCUUCGAGUGCCUCAGUGACACAGAGGAGAUGAAAGAAAACACACAGGACAAUGAAAAGAAGGAGGGACCUCCAAAAGAAAAUAAAGGGUCACCAAGGCUGAAAGCUGAAGGCCGUCUGCGUCCGCAUGGGAAACUGACCCUGCUGCAUUACAUUCAAGAGCCCUUGUAUAUCCCAGUAACACAAGAGCCGGCUCCAAUGACAGAGGAUUUGCUAGAAGAACAGUCGGAGGUGUUGGCCAAAUUAGGGACAUCGGCUGAAGGAGCACAUCUGCGAGCUCGAAUGCAGAGCGCCUGUCUACUUUCAGACAUGGAAUCCUUCAAGGCAGCUAACCCCGGUUGCUGUUUGGAAGACUUUGUGAGGUGGUACUCUCCCCGGGAUUAUGUUGAGGAGGAGGGGGAGCUGAGCGCCAGGAUGAAGAUACCUGGGAACAUGUGGGCGGAGGCCUGGGAGACGGCCAAGCCAGCCCCAGCACGCAGGCAAAGGAGGCUUUUCGAUGACACCAGGGAGGCGGAAAAGGUUCUGCAUUAUUUAGCUGUUCAGAAGCCUGCUGACCUUACAAGACAUUUAUUGCCCUGCAUUAUCCAUGCUGCCAUUCUCAAAGAGAAAGAGGAAGAAUCGACAGAAGAUAUUGCUUCUGUAAAAAAAGGAAUUCUGCAGAUAAUCUCUAAUGCCAGCAAGCUUUUACGUCAUCCCAACCCGGAUUAUAAGAAACUGGAGGAAAUUAUUAACCAGAUAAUGGCUGUGGAAACCAUUAUUGCCAGGGCUCGGUCUCUAAAAGCAAAGUUUGGGAUCAGUAAAUGCGAAAACAUUGAGGAAAGGGAGGAUCUGGAAAGGUUUGUGAAUUCUUUGCUGGAGGAACCAGAGGUAUCAGUGGUUGGAGCAGGAAGAGGGCCAGCCGGAAGCAUUAUUCACAAUUUAUUUGUCAGUGCUCAGAGGCUGGCUGAAUCUACUGAUGAGGCUGCCUUGAUGACCCUUAUGGAUGAGGAGUCUGUGAAGUCUGGCUCUCAGGAGGAACGGAGACAGAACUCAGGAGCCGUUUCGGAUUUUCCUCCUCCAGCUGGCCGUGAAAUAAUUCUGCGGACCGUAGUGCCCCGACCUGCUCCGUACUCUAAACCACUCCCUCAGCGCAUGUUCUGUGUGCUAAUGAAAGAAGAUUUCAGAUUGGCAGGGGCAUUUUCAUCCGAUACUUCAUUUUUCUGAUUUUUUUAUAUAUUUUUUCUCUCUUGGCAUUGAGUGUUGACGGUGAUUCUACCAAACCAUCCCCCCACCCCCUCACCCCUCACUUCCAAUUCUUUGUGGUGCAACUCUCAGCUUAAGGGUUAACAAAAUCCUUUCGCUGUCAGCUUUGAAACCUGUUGUGUUUACGUAGAACCCAUGCGUUACGCGAGUACUAAAUUAAUAAGGCAUAUUUCAUAAUGUACAGUAGCUGAAGUUUUGGUGAGCCACUUAACUCUUGUUUAUAAAAAAGUUUUGUUCCGAUGCAUAAUGUUUGGAGGCCAGCAAUUUAAGUUUUAGUACUAUUAUUUUUUUAUCACAAAUGCAUGCAUGUUGAAAUUAAGGCAGUUGUUUUCAUUAUAACUACAAAUGGGUGAAAGUGCAGUGAACUUACACAGAUUAUAUAUUGUAUAUGUAUAUCCCUCCAUAUUAAUAUAUACUGUAGAGCAAGUAGCAUGAUAUCAGUACAGUUUAUAUAACCUGUUAUGUAAAAUGCUAUUAAUUGCAGAGUAUUCUAUUUAAUAACCAUGUGGACAUGUCAUCAAGGUUGUUUUUUUUGCCAAAUUUGUAACUGUCAACAAAAAACUAUUUUGCUAAUUAAAUGUUUGACAAAUAAGUGUUUAGCAUUGAUAUAUGGGUAUUUUAAAGGUACUUUUAGCCUGAAAAUAAAAGCAUUCCUUCUUCCUACUGAGUACAAGUCCAUUUUUCUGUAAUGAAAUUGUGAUGGAAACUUGUUAUGCUCAUUAAUGUUUCUGCUAAUAUCUGAAUAAGGCAGAUUGGUAAAAGAGGGAGGGGACCUUAAGCAACAUCUUAAUUAUCCCCUGCUGGGAAUGAAAUCUUAUAUUUUUGCAUACAUCUGGAAAACUGCUUGUUAUGAAACUGGGUAUUAAGCUAUUUAGCAUACGUUAUUCAAGUAUCAUAUCCUGGGGAUAUAUGAAGGUGUAACACUCACAUUUUUGCAUAUAAAUGGAGAAUUACUAAAAUUGUUAUUAAAUAUUUCAUUGUUAAGUCUUAUUCUAUGCUAUUCUAUUGGUGCAAUCAUUUCAUCAUACUGAUCUCUCUCUCUAAUUUGAAUUUACAGCCAUGGCAGGGGAUGCCUGUUACUGACAUACGUGUUGGUCAUGCAGUAUAAUCCUAAGAAAUGAUCUUAAAUCUUGGCAAUAACAGGAUGUUUCUCAGAUCUAAUUCAAUAGUGUAAAUUAGGUCUCCACAUGAAUCUGAUUAGAAUUCUUCAAAUAUACCACGAGGAGAGUUGCCUUUCAGCAAGGCUAAUGCCCAUGUUCUCCCUUCCCAAUACAAUACUUUUAAGUCACCUCUGGCUAGACUACUGCACCAAGUUGUCCCAGCAUUCCUGUGCUCCAUAUCUGGACUCCUCCUGUUAUUGUCAGCCAGUUACUGUGGCUUUGUCUUUAAAUUGUUUGAGCUUUACAUAUUAUGUUUGAAUAAAUUGUAUAUUUUAA